AGCUCUUGCCUUUCGUCGGCCCCAUUUCAUUAUUGCAGCUUCUUGACAUAUGUAUUUCGUAGACGGCCGGGGAGGGGUGGCGUCACGAUCUCAAGGGCAGAGGCAUCUUGCCAGCCAGAGUGAGGCGCCAGGAGGGUAUAUCACCCAAUGCACCGAGCCCUGGCAACGCCUGGCCGAUCGCAUUCUGUUUUCUCAGUUUCCAAUCAGCAUAUCGUCGCAUCAAUAAGUCGAAAAGAACAAAGAAACACCAUGGGUGCACAAUACAAGGUUGGCCAGAGUGUGCGGUACAAGCCGGUGGGUGGCCCGGAGUCGCACACCUCGGAGUCGGUAGGCACCAUCAAAGGCGUGCUCACUUCCCCGGGCAUGCAAGCCGGCCGCAAUGUGGACGCGAGCGAAGAUCGCCCCCGGUACGAGAUUGAGAAUGCCAAUACUGGAAAGCUGACCUCGGUCUACGAAGAGAAUAUCUUGGAGAUGGCUUGAGGCUUCCUCGAACCGGGUGGUGGCCAAGGUCGGCGACAGGCACCUUUUUUCGUGCGAAAUUGAUUGCGUCCUGGCUCGGGGGGUUGCGUCCAUUAUUGGAACAAGAAUGUUGAAGUGCGAAAUCACGAGCAGGCGGGGGACAAACAAAGGAGAAAAGAAAAAAAGCGCCGAGGCAAUUACGAGUUACCGAGGAGGAUGAAGGUUAAUCACAUCCAACCCCGAGCAUCCUGUAUGCGGACGUGCAUCCAACAGUACACAACAGUACAUAGCAACCAUUCAUGGUGUCUGUCAUCCAUCAAUCAUUCUCGUUCGAUGCAGCAGUUUGCCC
Thermothielavioides terrestris NRRL 8126 is the source of this 808-nucleotide messenger RNA. RefSeq lists its product as uncharacterized. The transcript has 3 exons. Bases 250 to 480 code for a protein of 76 amino acids. The record is from RefSeq and is a predicted model, not a curated record. Lineage: Eukaryota; Fungi; Ascomycota; Sordariomycetes; Sordariales; Chaetomiaceae.